Letharia columbiana is the source of this 1623-nucleotide messenger RNA. RefSeq lists its product as uncharacterized. Gene Ontology annotation, cellular component: fungal-type vacuole. Gene Ontology annotation, molecular function: serine-type carboxypeptidase activity. The transcript has 3 exons. The record is from RefSeq and is a predicted model, not a curated record. Lineage: Eukaryota; Fungi; Ascomycota; Lecanoromycetes; Lecanorales; Parmeliaceae. Bases 1 to 1623 code for a protein of 540 amino acids. Gene Ontology annotation, biological process: proteolysis.
AUGAAAUUCUUUGUCUCGUCUUUCCUCGUGGGAGCAUGUGCUGCGUCAAUACGGCAGCAAGUUCCUCUUCAAGACCAAGCGCCACAACAGCUACAAGAUGCCUGGACAAAACCCCUCAAGGAUCUCAAAAACUCCUUGAAGUACCUCAACAAAGAAACCCGAGCCGUUUGGGAUGAGGUUGCCAUGAUGUUUCCGGGAGCUAUGGACGAAGCCAGCUUCAUUUCCACUCCCAAGAAGCACGAUCGCCGACCAGACAGCCACUGGGAUCACAUUAUUCGCGGCGCCGAUGUCCAGAGCGUAUGGAUUGAGAACGAGAACGGCGAGCAAGAGAGGGAAAUCGAUGGAAAGCUCAGUGCUUAUGACUUGAGAGCCAAAGGUGUUGACCCGGGCUUACUUGGAGUGGAUCCGAAAGUGAAGCAGUACAGCGGUUAUCUUGAUGACAACGACAACGACAAGCAUCUGUUCUAUUGGUUCUUUGAAUCUCGAAACGAUCCUGAGAACGAUCCCGUGGUUCUAUGGCUCAACGGAGGACCAGGAUGCAGUUCAUUGACGGGUCUCUUCCUCGAGCUCGGUCCGGCCUCCAUUGACGAUAAGCUGAACAUUGUCCACAACCCAUAUUCGUGGAACUCGAACGCUUCCGUAAUCUUCCUCGACCAGCCUGUAAAUACAGGCUAUUCGUACAGCGGAGGCUCAGUCAGCGAUACCAUCGCUGCUGGCAAGGAUGUAUACGCUUUGCUCACCCUCUUCUUCAAGCAAUUUCCCCAAUACGCCCAUCAAGACUUUCAUAUUGCCGGAGAGUCGUAUGCUGGACAUUACAUUCCUGUGUUUACAUCCGAGAUCAUGAGUCACAAGAAGAGAAACAUUAACCUCAAAUCUAUCCUGAUCGGUAAUGGUCUUACCGACGGUCUCACGCAAUACGAAUACUACAGGCCUAUGGCUUGCGGCGAUGGUGGCUGGCCAGCCGUUGUGGAAGAGAGCCAGUGCCAGGGAAUGGACAACUCGCUCCCUCGAUGCCAGUCACUCAUCGAAGGCUGCUACAACAGCGAGAGCGUCUGGUCAUGUGUUCCCGCGGCUGUCUACUGCAACAACGCCAUCAUCGGACCCUACCAGCGAACAGGACAGAACCCAUACGAUGUCCGCGUGCCAUGCGAAGAUGGAUCGCUCUGUUACAGUCAACUUGGAUGGAUCAGCAAAUGGCUCAACAAGCCAGAGGUUAUGGAAGCACUCGGCGCAGAGGUUGACAGCUACGACGGCUGCAAUUUCGAUGUCAACCGUAACUUUUUGUUUGCUGGUGAUUGGAUGAUGCCUUUUCACCGCUUGGUGCCAGGGAUCCUUGAAAAGAUGCCCAUACUGAUUUACGCCGGUGAUGCGGACUUUAUUUGCAACUGGCUUGGAAACCAAGCUUGGACUGAGGCUCUCGAAUGGCCUGGGCAGGAGGCUUACAACAAAGUGGCACUCGAGGAUUUGAAGCUCGGCGGUGACGGCCGAAAGAUUGGCGAAGUCAAGAACAACGGUAAUCUCACAUUCAUGAGACUUCACGCUGGAGGCCACAUGGUUCCUCUGGAUCAGCCAGAGGCCAGCUUAGACUUCUUCAACCGUUGGCUGAGCGGUGAGUGGAUGUAA